Molecule: messenger RNA, 408 nt
Organism: Centrocercus urophasianus (Greater sage-grouse)
Lineage: Eukaryota; Metazoa; Chordata; Aves; Galliformes; Phasianidae
Product: protein FAM174C-like
Exons: 2
Coding region: 16-408 (130 amino acids)
Cellular component (GO): extracellular region
Source: RefSeq, a predicted model, not a curated record
AGCUCCGUGCCGGCCAUGCUGCUCCCGCAGCCCAUCUGCGUUCUGUUUCUGCUCCUACACGGCGGCCGCGCCGCGUCCCCCAGUAACGGCACGGAAACCCCGCGGGCGGAGGAAGGGAACGGGACGCGGACGGGCGCGGGGCUGCCGCCCGCAUCGGGGCUGCCGGUGCUGCGGCGCGCCGUGUUUGUGGUCAGCGCUCUGUCGGUGCUGGCCGCGCUCUACUUUGUGCUGAGGACGUUCCGCUCCCGGCCCGACGGACGCAGACGCGAACCGAGCGCGACUUUCAGGUGGAAGAAACCGCAGCGGAAGAAGUACGGUCUGCUGAGCAGCUCCGAUGAACGCGUGGAGAUGGCAUCGCUGGACAGCGAUGAGGACACCGUGUUUGAGACGCAGAACCUGCGGCGGUAA